AUGGUUUUCUACCUGAUCGGCCUCGGCCUCGGAAACGUUGAGGAUAUUACAGUAAAAGGACUGAACGCCGUCAGAAAAUGCAAGCGUGUCCACCUCGAAGCGUACACCUCGAUUCUGUGCUACGGGCUCGAGAAGAAGCAGCUGGAGGAGUUCUAUGGCCGCGAGGUGAUAGAAGCCGAUCGAACGAUGGUGGAGCAGAAUUCCGACGAAAUCCUGAACGGCGCCGACGUGGACGACGUGGCGAUGCUGGUCGUUGGUGACCCAUUCGGGGCAACGACACACGCUGAUUUGGUGCUGCGAGCAAAACAAAGAAACAUCCCCGUCCAGGUCAUCCACAACGCUUCGAUCAUGAACGCCGUUGGGUGUUGCGGAUUGCAGCUCUACAAUUUCGGGGAGACGGUGUCGAUUGUGAUGUGGCUGGACGGCUGGGAACCCGACAGUUAUUAUGACAAAAUUGCGAAUAACGUCUCGAAAGGCUAUCACACGCUCUGCCUUCUGGAUAUUAAGACCAAGGAGCAGUCAGUGGAAAAUAUGAUGCGAGGCCGGAAAAUCUACGAGCCGGCGCGGUACCAGAGUUGUGCGGAAGCUUGUCGACAAUUGAUUACGAUAGCCGAACGACGGAAAGCCGCCGGAGAGAAGCCGAUCUAUACGGAAGAAACGAAGGUUGUCGGUCUGGCCAGAGUCGGAUGGGAGGAUCAGAAGAUUGUCGCCUGUUCGAUGAAGGAGAUGACCGAAAUAUAUAUGGGCCCGCCGCUUCACUGCCUCAUCAUUCCGGGCCAUACGCAUCCACUAGAGGACGAUAUGCUGGCCACCUUUGCCCCCAGU
Mesorhabditis spiculigera is the source of this 825-nucleotide messenger RNA. NCBI's taxonomy places the organism in Eukaryota, Metazoa, Nematoda, Chromadorea, Rhabditida, Rhabditidae. The record is from the annotation of a GenBank genome assembly.